GCCUCUACAGCUGAAACUCCCCCGUCCCCAGCAGAGAAUAGAGUCCCAGUCCCCACUGCCACAUCCUCGCAGGCUGCCCCUACUCCAAACAACUCCCCAGACUGAGUGGUAGCGCCUAAAUCAAUUGGGCAGAGAGUAGUGGACGAACUAAAGCACUACUAUCAUGGAUUUCGGUUGCUUGGGAUUGACACGAACAUCGCAGGGAGAAUGGUGUGGAGGUUACUACACGGCCAACAACUCACGAGGAGAGAGCGCAGAAGGGGAAGGCAACUUAAUCCACAGAUGAUUGCCACAGAACGCAUGGCACCCAUGAGUGUGUCAGAGCUGCAGGUGGCGUGUCGUAGCCGGGGAAUGAGGUCAUCGGGGCUGACGACCGAGCAACUCAUGCAGCAACUGCAACAGCAAGUCACCGCCCCCUCUCCYGCAGAGAUCGAAGCCCCUGUCAAAGACAAGCCCAUGUCUGCGUCACUAGAAGUCCUGGUGGACUCUGCCCCCAUUAUCAAUGACAGGAAGGUGGGGAGAGUUUUGGAUAAAGCCAGGAUUGUGGAAUUGAAGAUGGCGUCACCAGAAGCUCAGUUAAUACAUGCAAAAGGUGCUGAGUUGGCUGCUAAGAUGGCUGCCAAGGCCUACUCUACUGGGUCCAACACUCACUAGCUGCAUAGACUGCUGAAGGAAGCUGCAAUCCCAACCCCCAUUCCCCCUUUCACUUCUGGUUUAGGGAAGCCAUCGUGGCACACCUUUUAGUCAAGUAAACCAAGGAAAGGAUGAGAGGGCUGCACAGUUAGAGGCAGACAUGGCUUACUACUUGUCAUCCAAAAGGACAAGUCUAAUCCCAAGAAACGACAAUGGAGAAGAAGUGAGAGGGUCACUUUAAAUGUAUUGCUUCCUUCAUCGUCUGAACUGUUAAUUUGCUGCACUCCAUCUGGCGGGAUAUUGCUCAAGUGUUUACAGUUGUAAGAUCUGUGUCAUAUAUCAGUAUUGUUUUUACUCUGGAACAGAACAUAAUGUUCUGUGAUUUGAACUACGGUAAACAUUGCACUGUAACGGCAGCACAUCUUUUGUAUAAUAUCAUGUUUAAUAGAAUCAUCAGUCUCAUCAUUUAUGCUAGCUAAAUGGUAUCCUGUACAUUUGUUGAAUGUAUGAUAUGGAAAUAGGUGCCUCUGCUUUGUGCAGUCCACUGGCCUAUACUCUAAGCUUAGUCUAAGGGGCGUCAAUCUUACUACAGUUUUAUUAAGACAAAAUUAUGGGACGUUCCUGUUAUUGGUUGGCGAACACAUUGUUAAUGGUAAGCUUGAUGUUAUUAGAAUAUCCCUCAUACAGGGGAGUAUAAUGUUCACUCCUCUGGGACAUUUUCGUUAGCCUGCUAGCUGCUACUACGUUGCCAGGUUACUAUGUACGCCAGGUCUGCGUAUUGGCUAAACCUGCAGUGUGAAUCAAAAUGGGUUUUAUAUGUUGGGUUUGCUUUAUUUAAAGGGGUAACAUGAUAUGCCGUGUACCAUGUAGAUAAAUACCUUAAAAAAUAUAGUUUUUAAAAUCAUGAUGCCAUGAUAUAAAAAACAUUUAUUUAAAAAAAAUUAUAUAUAGAAAAA
Molecule: messenger RNA, 1589 nt
Organism: Salvelinus sp. IW2-2015
Lineage: Eukaryota; Metazoa; Chordata; Actinopteri; Salmoniformes; Salmonidae
Source: RefSeq, a predicted model, not a curated record